Molecule: messenger RNA, 4830 nt
Organism: Ramularia collo-cygni
Lineage: Eukaryota; Fungi; Ascomycota; Dothideomycetes; Mycosphaerellales; Mycosphaerellaceae
Product: probable Pentafunctional AROM polypeptide
Exons: 1
Coding region: 1-4830 (1609 amino acids)
Biological process (GO): aromatic amino acid biosynthetic process; chorismate biosynthetic process
Cellular component (GO): cytoplasm
Molecular function (GO): shikimate 3-dehydrogenase (NADP+) activity; shikimate kinase activity; 3-dehydroquinate dehydratase activity
Source: RefSeq, a predicted model, not a curated record
AUGGCUUCUUCCACGGCAACAAUUGUUCCGAUCCUGGGCAAAGACAGCAUCGUCGUCGACUAUGGCAUCUGGCCUCACUAUUGCACACACGACCUCGUCAGCAACAUUUCCUCGUCGACGUACAUUCUCAUCUGCGACUCCAAUCUCGCAAAACUCGACUACGUUCCCGCUUUCAAAUCCUCGUUUGAGAAUGAACUGAAAAAGCAAGGAAAUACCUCCAGUCGUCUMCUCAUCUACGACAAGAUCCCUCCAGGAGAGACCUCCAAAUCCAGACAAACAAAGGCCGAUAUUGAAGACUGGUUGCUCGCACAGGGAUGUACGCGAGACACGGUCAUCCUCGCUCUCGGAGGUGGAGUCAUGGGAGAUUUGUUAGGAUUCGUGGCGGCGACGUACAUGCGCGGAGUGCGCUUCGUACAAAUCCCCACUUCCUUGCUCGCAAUGGUGGAUAGCAGUAUUGGUGGCAAGACUGCGAUUGACACACCUCUGGGAAAGAAUUUGAUUGGGAGUUUCUGGCAGCCGGAGAGGAUAUACAUUGACUUGCAAUUCUUGGAGACUCUACCCAAGAGGCAGGUGUGUAAUGGAAUGGCGGAAGUGGUCAAGACGGCGGCGAUCUGGGAUGAGAGUGAAUUUGAGAGAUUGGAGGCUGGAGCGGAGGUCAUCAUGGCGGCAUUGGAGAGACCUUUGGGAAAGGGCAGGUUCGAGGGCAUUGAGGAUGUUUUCAAGCGGAUUGUGCUGGGGAGUGCGAGGGUCAAGGCUGAGGUGGUCAGUUCUGAUGAGAGGGAGGGUGGGUUGAGGAAUCUGCUCAAUUUCGGCCAUUCGAUUGGACAUGCUUAUGAAGCCAUCUGGACUCCGGAGAUUCUGCAUGGAGAGGCUGUGGCGGUGGGUAUGGUCAAGGAGGCCGAGUUGGCCAGAUACCUUGGCGUUCUUCCCCCGGGAGCGGUGGCAAGAUUGACCAAGUGCAUCGCGAGCUAUGGACUCCCCACCGCUGUCAACGACAAGCUCAUCCUCAAACAGACGGAUAAGGUUUGUCUUGCGGAUGAACUCCUUCGAAGAAUGGCGGUCGACAAGAAGAAUGCCGGAUCGAAGAAGAAGAUUGUCCUCCUCUCCUCGAUUGGAAAGUGUUACGAACCUCAAGCCACGCAAGUCGCCGACAAGGACAUUCGCAUUGUGCUCUGCCCUUCAAUCCGCGUCAUUCCUGAAGUCUCUCCCUCAUUGAACGUGGUAUGCAAACCUCCCGGUAGCAAAUCCAUCUYCAACCGCGUCCUUCUCCUCGCAGCUUUGGGAUCCGGCACCUGUAAAAUCAGCAACCUCCUCCAUUCAGACGACACGCAAUUCAUGCUUUCCGCCAUUGCAGCUCUCGGAGGUGCAACCUACACUUGGGAAGAUUCCGGCAGCGUUCUCGUCUUGAAUGGGAACGGAGGAGCCUUGAAAGCCACUUCAGAGGAAAUAUACAUUGGCAAUGCAGGGACUGCUUCCCGAUUCCUUACCACAGCCCUCUCUCUCGCUUCGCCGAAAGGGAGCGCAAAGCACACUAUUCUGACGGGAAAUGCAAGGAUGCAAGAACGUCCUCAAGGUCCUCUGGUCGAUGCACUCCGCUCGAAUGGGGUAGAGAUUGAAUACCUUGGUAAAGAAGGAAGUCAAUCUCUCCCACUCCGCAUUCCCGCUAACGGCGGUUUCGAGGGAGGCGAGAUUGAGCUCACAGCCAAGGUCUCCUCGCAAUACGUCUCCAGCAUACUAAUGUGUGCCCCUUAUGCCAAAAAGCCAGUGACCUUGAAAUUGGUGGGAGGUAAAGUGAUCAGUCAAUUAUACAUUGACAUGACAAUCUCCAUGAUGGCGGAUUUCGGAGUGCAUGUCACUCGCAGCAAGACCGAAGAGAAUGUCUACCAUAUUCCAAAAGGAGCUUACCAGAAUCCCGGAGAGUACGAAGUCGAGAGUGAUGCGAGCAGUGCGACGUACCCACUUGCUAUUGCCGCCAUCACAGGGACGAAAUGCACUGUGCCGAAUAUCGGAUCUGCUUCUCUGCAAGGCGAUGCUCGUUUCGCUGUGGAUGUUCUCAAGCCGAUGGGUUGUGAGGUCGUGCAGACCAAGAGUAGCACGACUGUUACUGGACCAAAAGUAGGAGGCUUGAAAGGUCUGAAGGAAGUUGAUAUGGAACCUAUGACGGACGCCUUUCUCACCGCGAGUGUGCUUGCUGCUGUUGCGCAGGGUACGACGCGGAUUGUGGGAAUUGCGAAUCAGAGGGAGAAGGAGUGUAAUCGUAUCAAGGCUAUGAAGGAUGAGUUGGAGAAGUUCGGAGUCACCUGUCGAGAGCUCGACGAUGGAAUUGAGAUCGACGGCGUGGGAGUGGAGGGACUACGACCUGUGCAGGGAGAAAUCCAUUCCUAUGACGACCAUCGGGUCGCAAUGUCUUUCUCCGUCUUGGCGACCGUUGCGCCUCAAGGAACGACCAUCGGAGAGAGGGAGUGCACGGGAAAGACCUGGCCUGGAUGGUGGGAUGUUCUCCGCUCGACUUUUGGCGUGCAGCUUGAAGGUGUUGAGGAGGCGCAACCCCAUACCAAUGGUGCUGUCGUCAACGGCCACGCGGGAAAGACGAAGGAGGUCAAGAAAUCCAUCUUCAUCAUCGGAAUGCGUGGAGCCGGAAAGACAACUACUGGAGGWUGGGCGAGUCGAAUUCUAGGCUGGCCUUUUGUGGAUAUGGAUUCCGAGCUUGAAGACCAAGAAGGCAUGACGAUCCCAGAAAUGCUCAAGGAUAACGACUGGGCUGGUUUCCGGCAAAAGGAACUUCAACUUCUCAGGCGUAUGAUGGUUGAGAAGAAGGAUGGCCAUAUCAUCGCCACGGGAGGCGGGAUUGUCGAAACACCUGAAGCUCGAGCUCUCUUGAAGGAAUGGCAGAAGGAUGGUAUGGUGUUGUAUGUGACGAGGGACAUCAAGACGAUUAUCGACUUUCUCAACAUCGACAAGACACGCCCGGCGUAUGUGGAAGACAUGAUGGGCGUGUAUUUGAGGAGGAAGCCUUGGUUUGAGGAAUGCAGUAACCUUCACUAUCACUCGCAAGCGGUGGACGAGAGUACCGCUAUUGCGGGGUGGACAUCCCCAUUGGAUGAUUUUGAGCGGUUCCUCAAGACGAUGACUGGGAGAAGUGGAGCUUUGGAGAAGAUUCAGGAGAGGAGGGAGAGUUUUUUCGUCGGUUUGACUUCCCCUACCAUUGAAGGCUUGCUCCCAAUUCUACCRGAAGUCACUGUGGGAAGCGAUGCGAUUGAACUCCGGGUCGACUUACUCGUGGAUCCCAGUUCGACGAACGGCCUUCUCGGACCAGAGUUCCUCCAAGAGCAGAUCGCUCUCUUGCGCUCCUCGUCCCGAUUACCAUUAAUCUUCACUCUGAGAUCCGUGUCCCAGGGUGGGAAGUUUCCGGAUGAGGAAGUCAAGAGAGCUGUGGAACUUUAUGGUGUUGGGUUGAGGAUGGGAUUCGAUUUUGUGGAUCUCGAACUCACCGCCCACAAGGAAGUGAAGGAGUAUGUGUUUAACCAUCGCAGGAUGUGUACUAUCAUUGCCUCCCAUCAUGAUCCAAAGGCACAACUUUCCUGGGCCAAUGGAGCGGAGGAGUGGAAGAAGCAUUUCGACCAAGCCAGAGCGUUUGGAGAUAUCGUCAAGUUGAUUGGCGUUGCGAAGACCGUGGAGGACAACACCCAUCUCGCCAACUUCAGGAUUUGGGCCAAGACACAGCAUCCGGAGGUCCCGCUCAUCGCAAUCAACAUGGGCGAACUAGGCAAGAUGUCGAGAGUGAUGAAUGGUUUCAUGACGCCCGUCAGUCACCCAUCAUUGCCUUCCAAAGCUGCUCCAGGACAGGUGUCUGCAAAGGAAAUUCGAACAGUACUCGGACUCACAGGAGGGAUCACCCCGAAGAAAUUCUAUCUUUUUGGAAAACCAAUCCAACAUUCUCGUAGUCCUGCUCUACAGAACACCUUGUUCCGGGAAACGGGAUUUCCGCAUUCCUAUGAACUCUUGGAGACGGAUAACGUCAAAGACAUGGAGAAGAUCAUCCGAAGCGAGGAUUUUGGAGGAGCGAGUGUGACGAUUCCGUUGAAGCAGGAUGUCGUGCCACUUCUCGAUGAAAUUGAUGAAGCGGCACAGACCAUCGGAGCGGUGAACACCAUCGUUCCCAUACAGGGUGUGAAUGGCAAAACAGUGCUAAGGGGACACAACACCGACUGGCAAGGCAUCGUCCUCUCCCUCCGCAAUGCCGGCGCCAAUCCUUCCUCUUCCUCUGGCGGAAAGAAGCAAGAAGCGGGAGUUGUGAUUGGCGGAGGAGGAACCGCUCGAGCGGCGAUUCAUGCUUUGCGAGAAAUGGGAUACAGUCCCAUCUAUCUCGUGGGACGCAACAAGGCCAAACUGGAGAAGUUGACGGAGAGUUUUGAUCAGAGUUAUGGGAUUCAGCUCAUUGCCAGCGAAGCCGACGCCAAAGCCAUCCCUAAGCAACCCGUAGUGGCUGUGGGGACUAUUCCUGGGGAUUUACCUAUUGAUGCUGGAUUGGAAGGAAUAUUAAAGGUUCUUUGCYCUCCUGCUACAUCAUCCUCCAAGACGAACGGAGUGGCCAAUGGAAUCCAGGAGCAGAAGAUCAUGUUGGAGAUGGCUUAUAAACCCGCCGUGACGCCUUUGGUGGAGAUUUUCAGGAAUUCUGGUGGUGGUGGUGGUGGUGGAGGGGGAGAGUGGAAGACUGUGGCGGGGUUGGAACCGCUUGUGGGACAAGGUGUGCAUCAGUUUCGGUUGUGGAUGGGGAUGAUGCCGCUUUUGGGGAGGGCUAGGAGUGCUGUUAUGGGUGAGGAGAAGUAA